This is a messenger RNA of Peromyscus eremicus (cactus mouse), 489 nucleotides long. RefSeq names its product leukocyte immunoglobulin-like receptor subfamily A member 5. Gene Ontology annotation, biological process: cytokine-mediated signaling pathway. The annotation marks the transcript as partial. Gene Ontology annotation, molecular function: inhibitory MHC class I receptor activity. The transcript has 3 exons. The record is from RefSeq and is a predicted model, not a curated record. Lineage: Eukaryota; Metazoa; Chordata; Mammalia; Rodentia; Cricetidae.
UGUUCAAAGUCCCAUCUCCUUCUCACCUGCUUCCUUGCAGGGAACCUUCAAAAACCCACCUUGUGGGCUGAACCAAGCUCUGUGAUUGCCUCUGGGAAUGAUGUGACCAUUUGGUGUGAGGGGACCAAGGAAUCCAGAAUAUAUUUCCUGUAUAAAGAAGGAAGCUCAGCACCCUGGGACAGUCAAACUCCCAAAGAUCCUGGUAACAAGGCCAUGUUCUCCAUAGCAUCCAUGGAAAAGCAUCAUGCAGGGCAAUAUUGCUGUUACUCUUACAAAUCUACAGGGUGGACAGAGCGCAGUGACUCCCUGGUGACAGGUGUCCACCAUGGUAAACCUACUCUUUCAGCUUUUCCCAGCCCUGUGGUGACCUCAGGUGGGAAUGUGACCCUUCAGUGUGUCUCAUCCAAAGGAUACAAUGGGUUCAUUUUGACUAGAGAAGAUCUGAAGUUCUCCAGUUUUGGAGAUCUUUGUGGCAUCCAGCAAGAAUGA